AUGGUGCGCAGGCCAUCGUUCAUAUCAAGACGUCCGUCCUCCCUCUACCCCUGCAGCGUCUGUGCCAGGCCAGCGCCCUAUCCAUCCUGCACAACAUCCCUCUACCCGUAUCCUGUGGCACCUGCGCGUGUGCACACUCACUCUCCCCUUUCCGCAUUUUUCUCCCCGAAACCCUCUGCCUACCUACAGACGUCCGUGCUGCCGUUAGCUCUACUGCGCCUGUGCCAGGCCAGCGCCCUAUCCACCCUGCACAACACCCUCCCCACGCCCCAACCCCCUGCCCUACAGACGUCCGUGCUCCCUCUAGCCCUGCAACGGAGGCCAGCGCCCUAUCCAUCCUGCACAACAUCACCAUGGGUGUGCUGCAACAUCACCAUGGGUGUGCUGCAACAUCACCAUGGGUGUGCUGCAACAUCACCAUGGGUGUGCUGCAACAUCACUGUGGCACCUGCGCCCGCCCACCCUCCCUAUCCCGCCUUUCUCUCCCCUCAACCCCCCAUCUACCUACAGACGUCCGUGCUCCCCUUGGCUCUGCAGCGCCUGUGCCAAGCCAGCGCCCUAUCCACCCUGCACAACAUCACCACGUCCGUGCUGCCUCUAGCCCUGCAACGUCUGUGCCAGGCGAGCGCCCUAUCCACCCUCCACAACACCACAGUGGGUGUGCUGUGGCACCUGCGCCCGCACACACCCCCUCCUGCCUCUCGCGAAGCGGCCACAGCCACAGAAACCCCCCCGCCCUUGCCCUUCUCGGCGCUGCUGGUGCCGCCGCAGGGGGUGGCAGUGCGUGUGUCGCUGCCUGCAGGGGUGGUGGCAGAGGGGAAGCGAUUGCAGGUGCAGCAGGCAGAUAGGACGGAAGACUUUGGUAUUGCACCGCGUGAGUGGCUGUUGCAUAAGGAGGAGGAGGAGCAGGAGCAGGAGCAGGAGCAGGAGCAGGAGCAGGAGGAGAGGAUUAGUCUGAUGCUGCUCAUGGAGGUCUAUGCCCCCCGCUCUCUCGCCCGCGCCAUGUCGACUCAAAAGCAGGAGGAGGCCUUUGAGUCGACUCGAAAGCAGGAGGAGUGGAGCCCUCUGAUGCUGCUCAUGGUGGUCUAUGCCCCCUGCUCUCUUGCCCGUGCCAUGGUCAGUGGCAUGGCUGUACGACGAGACCAUGAGGUGCUAUCUGUCGCUGCACCCAUCAGCUGCAGUGCCCUCUGUGCGUUCCUCUCUCCUUCCUCUCCCCACCCUCUCUCCCUCCAGGCAUCCACUGGCCCAUGUCGGCAGUACGACAAGACCAUGAGUCGCUACAGCAGAACCACUAAGCUCCCCUCUAUCCCCUUCGCCCUCUCUCCUUCCUCUCCCCACCCUCUCUCCCUCCAGGCAUCCACUGGUCCAUGCCGGCUGUACGACGAGACCAUGAGGUGCUAUCAGGCGCUGCAGCCGUCAGCAGCGGUGCAAGCGAUGGUGGAUGGAGAGGAUGUGGGGCGAGUGAGGGGCACAACGGGAGUGCUGCUGGAGGACCCCAAGGUUUCAGGAGCCACUGCUGCUGCUGCAUCAUGUCCCAACGCCAAGCUCCUCCCCACGUGCCUCAUCCGCAAUCUCACCUCCCUCUUCCUCCGCCACCCUGCCCUCGACUUCACUCUCGCCGCCGCCUCCCCUCCCCUGCCCGCCCGCUCCGUCGCCUCCGCCUUCCACCCCAACCGCGCCCCCCUGCUGCCCCUCGCUGCUGCAUGGCGGGCGGAGCACUGUGGGGACGGAGGGAGUGCGGACAUUGCCACAGCUUGCUACCAACGACUGGUAAGGCCCUUCCUCCAUUCCACCCCAACCGCGCCCCCCACUGCUGCAUGGCUGGGGGAGCAAUGCAGGGAAGGAGGGAGUGCGGACACUGCCACACCUUGCUACCAACAACUGCUAGCAGAGCUUUUUCUGCUUGCAGACGCCCCUUCCCUCAUCUUCACUCACAAGUCGCCCGCCUUCUCAUUCGUUCUAGCAGAGCUUUUUCUGCUUGCAGACGCCCCUUCCCUCAUCUUCACUCACAAGUCGCCCGCCUUCUCAUUCGUUCUAGCAGAGCUUUUUCUGCUUGCAGACGCCCCUUCCCUCAUCUUCACUCACAAGUCGCCCGCCUUCUCAUUCGUUGUGGCGCGCGGGUCAACACGGCAAUCCCGAGGGCUUGAGGGGGCGUUCAGAGUGGUGCAGCCGGCGCUGUGUGCUGCUGCGUGCCCCAAACCGCUGCUGGAGAAUAAAUUCGCCCAACACAUGAUCGUAGAUGGUGAGUGGACUUUUGAGUCGACUCAAAAGGCAAUCCUGAGCGCUAGGGGAGGCAUUCAGAGUGGUGCAGCCGGCGCUAGUCCCUCAAGGCCCUCUGCUGCGCGCUGCCCAAGAGUCCCUCAAGGCCCUGUACUGCGCGCUGCCCAAGAGUCCCUCAAGGCCCUGUACUGCGCGCUGCCCAAGAGUCCCACGAGCGGGAAGCAUCAUGAAAACCGCAUUCAGCUCUUCAUCUCCUCCUCGCUCUGCCCCCUUCUCCCCACUCCCAGAGUCCCUCAAGGUGCUCUACUGCGCGCUCCCCAAGAUUUCCACGAGGAAGCGGCCAUCCGUUUCAUCACGCGGCGGGACGUGUUCCGAUUCACGUUCGUGCGCAACCCUCUCACGCGCGCCACGUCAGCGUUCCUCGACAAGUUUGUGCACGCGCGAAAUUUCACGAAUGAGGGCGAUGCACGGCUAUAUUGGGCGGACGCCAUGUUUGGGCAGACCAAGCUGCUCAAGAAGAUGUUAAAAGAGCACCCCACGGGUGAAUUCUCGUUUGCGGAGUAUCUGGUUCUUGUGGAGGAGGCUCUUAAGGGGGAUGCUGAUAAGAUCGAGAAUCACAUUGACAAGCAGAUCGACCUCUGUGCGUUGGAUCGCGUGCAUUACGACUUUGUGGGUCGCUUCGAGAACAUGUCUGCUGACGUGGCAGCAGUGAUGCGUCAGCUCAACACGUCAGAUCUUGGGAUCUUCCAGAAGGGCAAGUCCCUCCAGCUCACAGGCGCGGACCAGCGUUCGGCACAGUUGUACGAUAAGGACUCAUUGGAGCGGGCGAAUCGGAUUUACAGCGACGACAUGAGCAUUCCCUUCAACGCCAUUCGCUACGACAUUCCCGAGGCCCUCAAGCAGGUGGCCGCUCGGGAAAACGACACGCAAACACCGGCAACUGCAACCUCUAGAAAACUCCGAAUUCUCGAGUCUCCGCGUUGA
Molecule: messenger RNA, 3204 nt
Organism: Closterium sp. NIES-65
Lineage: Eukaryota; Viridiplantae; Streptophyta; Zygnematophyceae; Desmidiales; Closteriaceae
Source: the annotation of a GenBank genome assembly